UCGACAAGUCUUAAUCAUACAACACGUGCGAGAAAGAUUCUCUCUCUAUUUCAGUUUUCUUUUUGGUGAAUUAUUACAGAAGUUAGCAAAGGUGACCGUUAGAGAUACACAAACACAUGAUGCGGGAAUAACCUACACACAUAGAAUCGCUUUUUCUACUCUCCUUGCGGAAUAAUAGUCGCACAGGUACAGCAAAAUAUCGUAACUAUAGGUGCGUGUGCGCUUAACUCGGACUGACUUACAGCAUGUAAAAGGACGCUCCGGACAAUUGUUUUGACAUACAUACAAUUGAAGAUCGUGAUUCUUCAAAAUCAAAGAUCAUACGAAAUGCAAUUAUCCUUCGAUUCGAAGUUGAACAUUUGCACUCGCUUGAUAUUCGAGCACUGCGAACAAUAAUGGAAAUCACAGACGAGACCAUUUUUAUGCGUCAACUAAUAGACUUAAUGAACGGCUUUUUGAGAAAAAACAUCCGUCCGCAAAAGAGACUUCUCGAAUUUGACUUUGUGAGAGCUCAUCCGAAUGAAAAGUUCACUUCGGUGUUUCUUGUCAAUUCGAGUACCGUUAUCAAGAAAAUUAUUUUAAAGCAUCGCAUGAUAAGUCUUCGCGUAGCAAAUUAUCCCAACGCGCUUUUCCGAUUGUCUUACAACUACGCGCGCAAUAAUAAUUGCAUACGCAACAUCGUAUUCUCAAACAAUAUGGCAAUACACAAAGAUAUCGUUGCUAUAUGCUAUUUUUAUUAUCUGGAACAAGAGUACAAUCUGUCCGUAAGUUCGAACGCAAGAACCAUACAAGCUUUGAAGCAACUUUUUUUCGACAAGUAUUGCAAUGACCCAUUGAAGUUGUUCAACGAGGAUCUCACAUUUCAAAAGAUAGCUAAGUGCUUCCCGAGCAUAAUGCUGUGGAUGCUCAAGUUCAAUAUCCCGGGUAUUUCUCACAUGCCUUUUGAUUUGUUUCCCAAUCUUCCGAGAAUGCUCUUCUCGCCCAUAUUUCUCUUGAUUCUUCCCGAUGAAUAUGUGCAGCAGUCGUUGCCGUUGCUUGUGGCCAUCCGUCUGGCGUCAAAUUUGAAAAAACAGGACUUGGAAGCUUCAAGAUAUCUGUACGACUGUCACGCAAACCUACUCGUCAUUCCCGAGUCUUUAAAAUACGCGAUAUGCAAGCAGCUGUGCAUUAUCGUCGAAAACGACGGUAUAACGCAACUUGUCUAUUCUCCUACACGAUAUAAACAUAUAGUUCAGCAUAUACUUCAGUUUCACAAACAACAUGAUGAGUACUUGCAAGAUAUAAAAUGCGAAAUGUAAAUCAAAACUGCAAAUGUUUUCGUUUUUGUUACAAACUUUGUAAAUCAAAAUUGACAUGUACACCAACACGUAUAAAAAGAAACACUGCAGGCUUUUAUUAUUGAUCAAAGUAGUAAGUUUUCUAUACUAAUACAAUUAUUAGUUAUAUUAUAGUAAUAACUAUACACAUAUUUUAUUUUGCAUCAUUAUUAUUAGUUUUAUUUUUGUAAUUGUAAUUGCGCGUAAUUAUCCGCAGAAGUAAAGAAAGUUAGCAAAAUGAUUUCAGUAACUUUCGAUUUAUCGAGAUGACAUAUGAGAGAGUCAGUACAUACUCAUAAUAUGUACAUAAAAAUGUUUAAAAAAAAGAUAAAAUAUUUUAAAGAGUAAAAAUUUUUUUUUCUGGUUAAAAAAUUUCAAAGAAAGACAUUUUUAGUACGCUGCAAAAAGAGUCAAAAAGUAUCAGUAAACAAGUAGAUUCGAUUUGUUUCCCAAAUGAGCCAUUCUUGAUAUUUUUAUUUUUUGUUUUAUUUUUUCACAAUAUAUCGUGCACAAACAUUUAGCACGUUUACAUCGAUCAAAAAGAUCUUUGCUUUAUACUAUAUAUAAGCUUAAUUGUAAACUUUGAUUUAUUUUUAUUUUUAUUUUUGUUUUAUAUGUUUAUUAUGAUUUAUGCAAAAAAAUAACACAGUUGUUGUUUUGCCCCUUUUAUUGAAGGAAACGCAAGAUAUUUAUUACGAUUUUUCGACUUAUUUUGUAGCUUACUAAAUGUCUUUAAAAUAUUUUAUAUUUUUUUUGAACAUCCUAUAUAUUUAUGUACUCAUACUAUAGUAUAGUAAAACAAGCGUUAUAUAACGAAAAAAGUAACAAAGAUUUCUUGCCUGCAAAAAACGUUAUGAAAACUUUCCACUAGUAAAUAAUAUAACUGCUUUAGUGUAAAACAAGAAGUUGUAACAAAUUUGAUAUAUUUUUAUGUUACUUACUCGAAUGAACUUACUCGAAUUAUAAAAACUGUUUCCGCUAGUAAAUAAUAUAGCUUUAGCGUAAAACGAAA
Pseudomyrmex gracilis is the source of this 2328-nucleotide messenger RNA. RefSeq lists its product as uncharacterized. The record is from RefSeq and is a predicted model, not a curated record. The coding region runs from base 396 to 1298 and encodes 300 amino acids. NCBI's taxonomy places the organism in Eukaryota, Metazoa, Arthropoda, Insecta, Hymenoptera, Formicidae. The transcript has 3 exons.